AUGGCCUCCUCGCGAUUCCCACUCCUAGCAGCGUCGUUUGCGGUUCUGCUCCUCGCCGCGACGAGCUGCACAUUCGCGGCGCGACACCGCCCUGAUGCGGCAAGCACCGCCGCCGUUAAGCCCCCCAAGCCCCUUGCCUGCGCGAAGUCGACUCUCAAGGACUACGCCAAAUCCGUCAAGCUCGCCAAAAGCCUGUUCUUCCACUGGAACAUCACUGACGCCAAGGACGGAAUUAUCGCAGCGCUAGAGGACAAGACUGCCGGGUCGGGCUGGAUCUCCGUGGGCUGGACGGGCAGCGUCGGCAAAAUGUUUCCGUCCGACGUGGUGGUGGGGAAUCACGUGUCGCGGUUCACGGGCAACACGAACGACGUGCUGGCGUACUCGUGGACCGGCAAGACCGACUGGACGUAUUCAAAGGCGGCUGGCGGCUUCACGCUCUCGGAUGUAUCCAUCCUCCGGGGCGUUGGUGGCACGAUUGUCAAGUUCACUCGCACGGGCAAGGGCGGGUCGGUAUCUCAGGCUGUCUCUUACGAUGCGGGCGUUAUCAACAACAUGAUCUGGGCCUCCUCGAAAGCCAGGCCAUUCGGCAAACACACCAAAAGGGGUAGCUUCGCUGUCAACUUUGGGUGCACCGUGUAG
Closterium sp. Naga37s-1 is the source of this 639-nucleotide messenger RNA. The record is from the annotation of a GenBank genome assembly. Lineage: Eukaryota; Viridiplantae; Streptophyta; Zygnematophyceae; Desmidiales; Closteriaceae.